Messenger RNA from Hyphopichia burtonii NRRL Y-1933, 1930 nucleotides. Its product is annotated as histidine phosphatase family protein. The transcript has a single exon. Lineage: Eukaryota; Fungi; Ascomycota; Pichiomycetes; Serinales; Debaryomycetaceae. Gene Ontology annotation, molecular function: acid phosphatase activity. Gene Ontology annotation, cellular component: fungal-type cell wall. Bases 492 to 1895 code for a protein of 467 amino acids. The record is from RefSeq and is a predicted model, not a curated record.
AAUAAAAUAAUUGCGCGCGCACAUGGGGAUGUUCUUUGAGCGAAUUCCCAUCUGAAGGCCCGGUGUACGGACCCAGGUAUUAUUUCUUCCCACAUUUACGACUCGGUUAAUCGGGGCCCACGUUUGGGUGUUGUUUGCAUUUUUUAUUCGUUUUUGUCUUUAUGUUGAAUCCGGGUUUGUGUUGUCGUAAAGGUGUGUAGGGACUCGUGUGACGGGUUACCUUACAGGGACGGGAGCGGUAGUUGCAAAAAAUGGUGUCGAGUGCUUUAUACUCCACAAUGGGUUUAAGGGUCGCGUGAGCUGAAGAUUCACUAUUGUAUACUUAUUGUUGAGCAGGGUAUUGUCAGUGGGUCUUGGAAUUAUAAACAGAGGACUGAAAGACUCAUGGAGAGAGUAUAAAUAUCAGAGUAUAAAUAUCAGAGUAUAACUAUCAGAGUACAAAUACCGGGGGAUGAGCUUGGUGGAAGAGCAAACACAUCACGCUGCAAGACAUGGUUUCGAUCAGUAAACUAUUAACGUCCGCCUUUGUCAUUGGCACCUCGCCAACGAACCCUCAUCCGCAGUUGGCCAUUCCACUGCAGUUCCAGGGAGAUGAGUAUUCUGCGUUUAAGUAUUUUUUAGGCGCUGGUCCUUAUACUACCCAUUCAGGCUACGGGAUUGAUCCUGCAGUUCCCUCCGAAUGUGAGUUGGAGCAAGUUCAACUACUUGCCAGACACGGCGAAAGGUUCCCAUCGCAUGGAGAAGGCCAGAAUUACGAAAAAAUAAUGGAUAAAUUUCAUAAUUAUACCAAUGCUUUUGCCGGGCCGUUAAGUUUUCUAAAUGAUUAUGAAUAUUUUGUACCAGCCAAAGAAUUGUAUGACAUGGAAACCACUGCUUCUAAUUCAGAAGGGACUUUCAGUGGUACCAACGAUGCCAUGCGUCAUGGGCUAUACUUCCGAAGCAGGUAUGAGUCUAUUUAUAACUCGAGUCAACCACUUAAUGUGUUCACGGUUAAUUCUUUUAGAGUACAUCAAACAGCAGAUUAUUUUGUUAGAGGCUUUUUGGGCGAUGACCGCUCUUUGCCUAAUUGGGUGGUGUUAAGUGAGGAGGAAGAUUUGGGUGCGAAUUCAUUAACUCCAAAAUAUUCCUGUUCUAAUUAUAACCACGGUAAACGUAAUGACUUAAUUGGGAAUUAUGAUUCUUCGUAUUUGAAGAAAAUAUUGCAUCGCUUAAUUAAAGAUAAUCAAGGCUUACAAUUAUCCACUGGCGACGUUGACGCUUUAUUCUUUUGGUGUGCUUAUGAAACCAACGUUCGCGGUAGCCUGCCCUUUUGUAACUUAUUCACCAAUGAGGAAAUCAUCCGUCACUCGUAUGGUAAUGAUUUAAGCCGGUAUUAUACUUAUGGGAAUGGGAAUAAUAUUUCUCUUUGGGCGUCUUCUCAAUUAUUAAACUCUUCUUUGACGUUAUUAACUCAAGAAGACCCGCCAUCCAAUAACGGUAAAAUCUGGUUAUCUUUCACCCACGAUACCGAUAUCGAAUCCUUCCAUGCCAGUUUAGGUAUCUUACAGCCCAAAGACCAUUUACCCUCCGAUCAGAUUAUUUUCCCUAGUCCUUACCAAGUAACUUCGGUUGUGCCUCAGCAUGCUCGCACUUACACUGAAAAGUAUAAGUGUAACGGCGAGUCUUACGUGAGAUACCUUGUCAACGAUGCGGUUAUCCCCAUUCCAAACUGUACCGACGGUCCGGGAUUCUCUUGUAAACUACAAGAUUUUAAAAACUACGUUGAUCAAAGAAUCGGCGACGCCGAUUAUGAGACAAUGUGCGAUAAUCAGGACUCGGGCAGGCCUCCAAAAUUGACUUUCUACUGGGAUUACCCCGAUAAAAACUACACCGAGCCUUUAGAUAAAACUUAUUAGUUUCAUUCUCGUCUUGGUAUUUAGUAUGUUCACAA